Messenger RNA from Megachile rotundata (alfalfa leafcutting bee), 3676 nucleotides. It is a transcript of the gene Syn1, whose product is annotated as Syntrophin-like 1. The record is from RefSeq and is a predicted model, not a curated record. Gene Ontology annotation, molecular function: protein binding; structural molecule activity. NCBI's taxonomy places the organism in Eukaryota, Metazoa, Arthropoda, Insecta, Hymenoptera, Megachilidae. Gene Ontology annotation, cellular component: intracellular anatomical structure; dystrophin-associated glycoprotein complex.
AUGUCAAUUCCAAGGAAAGCCUCGAUCAUCCAGGAAGUCGGUUGGGAGCUUCAGCGCGGUUUCCUCAGCGCGACGCCUCCGCCGCCGAAGUCACCACCGCGAGCGGAUACUCGUUAUCUCCCGUUGCAACUCUGCAGACUCACCAGGGCUCAUCCUUCCUCGGAUCCCGUGAAAUAUCUGAGAGAGGUUACACCUUACUUCAGGAAAGCCUCGAUCAUCCAGGAAGUCGGUUGGGAGCUUCAGCGCGGUUUCCUCAGCGCGACGCCUCCGCCGCCGAAGUCACCACCGCGAGCGGAUACUCGUUAUCUCCCGUUGCAACUCUGCAGACUCACCAGGGCUCAUCCUUCCUCGGAUCCCGAGGGUCGAAUUCUGGAACUGCAUUCGCCAGACGGAGUACACGAGUGCUGGUUGAGAGCCGCCGACAACGCCGAAGCGAACGUGUGGUUCAACGCUCUGCACUCGGCACUGGCAGCUCUCACCUUGAAGGCGUUGCGAUUAGCAUCCGCUCUCCCAGAUCCGCCCCAACUUCAGCACAUUGGAUGGCUCGCGAGGAGACAUUGUCUUCAGAACGGACGUGCCAGCAGCGAGAGCAGCGAGGACGGUGCGGGUAGCAGCGCGAGUACAUCGCGAGGAGCCGGAAGCGGAUUCGGCUUAGGAGGUGGUUGCACCGGAGGAUGGCGUAGCGUUUUCGGUGCGGUUUCCGGAAGAGAACUGAGGCUCUACGAAUGCGCACCGUGGAGUCCUGAAGCUUGGGCCUCGCCGAGUAUCACGUGUCCUUUGAUUGCGACCAGAUUGGUAUCGUCACCAGCAAGGCAGAACGAGGCAGCGAGCAGCAGUAGCGGAACGACGCAGCACGCCGCGACGUUUGCAGUACGAGUAGGUACGAUCGACGGCGUCGUGACGCACCAUCUACGCGCUGAGACGCGAAGGGAUUUAGCAGCUUGGGCCAGGGCAAUCGUUCAGGGCUGUCACGCGGCUGCUCAUUCGUUACGGGAAUACACUGUUCGAUGCACGUGGCAAGGGAAAGCAUGUCAGUUGGUCGUCAACCACGAAGAUGGUUUCACGUUAUUCGCAGCCGGUGCAAGGGGUGUGGGUGGCAACGGGGUGAGUCCAGGCUCUCCCCCGACCCCAUUAUGGAGAAAAUCCUUCGACAAAUUGAAAAUGUCCGCGGACGACGGGGCGCGUCUUCUGUGGCUCGAUUUCGGUGGCGAGGACGGCGAAAUUGAGUUGGACCUGGAGAGUUGUCCGAAGCCGAUCGUAUUUGUUCUGCACAACUUCCUGUCUGCGAAGAUUCAUCGGCUCGGUUUGAGCGCAUAGGGGUACGAGGGGGCCCCAACGGAGGCCCCCGACCUGCCACCCCACACCACCCGGUCCGUAACCAGCGUCUUCCUUCACUGAAUCCGCGAAGAUCGAAGAGGGAGCGAAGGUGUGGGGUCAGAUACCAACCGGAUAGACCAGAAAGAACCGAUCGAGCUUCCGUGGGCCUCUCGAGACCCUUUAACGCUGGAUCCGUGUUUUUGUCGAUCGGGUUUGAAUAAAGAUGGUCCGAGUUGCUCGAGAGAAAAUGGACUCUCCGGUAAUGAAAGAAAGUAAUAUUUAACCGGGCGAUUCGAAGCCAUCCACCGCGCGAUUUUCCAGGAAAGUACACGCAACAAGUAGGAUAGAGGGAGGGAGUGGGAGGGGGAUCGUAACUAAUCAACGCGCCUAAAGUAACCGAUUAAAACUAUCUACCCUAACGCUAAGUAACGAACGAAAAGAAAAGAGGUGUUAUUUAAAGAAGGGUGAGAAGGUGUUGUGGCGACUAGGAGAAGCUAAUCAAUUAACUGCCCAACCCGUACGCUGCCCGUUGGCUCUUCUCUUUUCGACUUUCGCUCCUCGUUCAUCGCGCCCGAUCCUUCAUCCGCUAACAACAACAACAACAACGUGAAAAGGUUCGCGAAGGUGGUGCGCGCUUGCGAAGUUCCAGCAUCACGCAGCCAAGUUUCGUAACGUCUGUGAAAAGCGACUUUAAGGAGUUCGCAGCGUUAAUCUCUUCGCUCGGAACAACAGCUGAUGGCGAAACUUUAGAUAACAGGGUGUGCUUCCUGCGAUAUUUACGCGAGUUGCCGAUCGAUAAAUUAUCGCGAUCGCAUGUCCACUUGUCGUAUAUCGUGGUCGAAGUUUUUCGCUGGGUGAACGAGAGAUUUGAAGGGAGGAUCAUGGUGGACGUCCAUUAUGGUGAACGGAGCAACGGGUGGACGUUUAUAGUUGUUUUGUACGAUUCGUAUUCUUAACGCGAGUAAAUGUAUGAUGCCAAGAAAACGUCGAUGUGUAUAACUGGUAGCUGUAUGAACGAUUCUCCUGCUUUCCGGGGGUCAACUCGUCUAAAUAAAACCACUUCUACAUUUACUUUUUAAAUACAAUUAAUAUCGGAUAAAGAUAUGCAAUUGAUAUUGAUACAGAAUUUAAAAUACAUUCAUUAAAAUUCGUUUACUAAAAUUAUUUUCAACCGCAAAUUUUAUGUAAUGCAUAUUUAAAAUUAUCUUGUAUAAUUAGUUUUAUAAUUAUACACUGAUGAAUUAUGUUCAUCCAAGAGCAGCAAUUAAAACAUGGAAUAAUAAUUGAAAUACGAUCAAAAAUGCAAAGAGAACUUACUCUCUUAUACUGCUUCCAUUGUAUUCGAAUUUAAUUAAACAUUCACAACUGAAAUAUCGCCAGCUUUUCUUGAAACCCUUAAACGGAUCUCAAAUUAAUUUACAUCAUGCUAAUAAGCUUGAACCCUUUUCUUUUUACCCUAAAUAAACUACCCUAUCAAUCGUCUAAAGCUCCCCUCGAAAGAAUCUCACCACAGGCAAAAACGCACCACAAAGAUGUCGGACACGAAAAUAAAACCGAGAAGGAUCUAAUCCCAUAGGGUGAUUCCAAUCUUCGAUCGAGUUACCCCCUGCAAGCUGGAAGCAGGAAAUCGUCGAGUACCGAAAGAAUUAUUCGCAUUACGAGGCAAACCGACUGCAGCCCGGAGCCACCAAGCUAUCGAAUGCCGAAGAAUGAGUGUUCGUGUAAGAAAGAGUGCAGUUUCCUUUUCAUCUGUAUAAAUCCGUGGAAAAAAGAUAAAAAUGUAAACCGUGGCGGGAACGUACCACGGGUGCACUUGGCCUGUCAUGGCGUUCUUACGGUGCGACCGUACGAUAAUAAGAUUUCGACAUUAAGUAGAACAUAUCAACGAAUCCACGUACCAUUUGAUUGUGUCCAUUCGUCUGCCAGCAGUUCCUUUCGCUGUGAGCUCUGAUGCCUGUUCGUUUCUUUUUAGUGUGGUUUAUUUAAAAUUUGUAAUGUGUAAUUUAUUUACAAUUUGUGGAAUUGUAAUAUUUAUGAUUGUACUUAGAUUAAUGUUUUUCUGUUUCUUUGUGUGAGAGUUUCCAUGGGGGUUCUAGAUGGAACGGUUACCUUUUUAGGAAAUUUAUGGAUUCAUAGAUUUCGAUGUUCUUUAAUUUUUGAAUAGUUGAAUAUUGGCGUGUAUUGAAGUUAUUGUGUUAUUGAAUUCCCAUACUUCCGAAUUCUUGUGUCUCAGAAAUCAUGUCUCCAAAUCUCUACAUAAGACUACUAUACUCUAAAUCUUUACGAAUUCUUAAAUCUCCAAAUUCACAAAUGUUGAAAUAUCUAAGUCUGAAAUUUUUCAAAUUUUCAAAUUCCUAAA